Lingula anatina is the source of this 1564-nucleotide messenger RNA. RefSeq lists its product as uncharacterized. Lineage: Eukaryota; Metazoa; Brachiopoda; Lingulata; Lingulida; Lingulidae. The record is from RefSeq and is a predicted model, not a curated record.
AAAAUAUCUCAGGAUCCGCCCCUGUGUAAGUUGCGAUGCAGUAACUGUGAUACGUAGGGUUUAUAGCACAGAUCUAUACAACUGGCAUUAAAAUGUGCAAAUCCCCGCUGUCAAAGUUCGUCUGCUGUGGAUGGAAAUAGUCUUGUAAACUCUGGAGACUCCUUGAUUUUACUUAAGUAUGAGAAGGCAAAGUUAAAAACAUUUUGCCCAGGAGAGAGGGGCAAAUAUGGACGAUUUUCCUGCGUCUGCCGACACUCAGGGUGCUAGAAGAUGCCAUAUCCUAUAUCGUGGCCGUGAGCAGCGCGUAUGGCUCAGCCUUUAAUAUUAAGGAACGUCACAGUUCAACAUUUGCAUCUAGGUUAGCGGCACCUCUUCCGUUAGCUUGCCGUUGAUCGCGGAGGAGACUUAACUGGGCGUUUUCUCGGAGACGAUUUCGUGAUUCCUAUUUUUGUGGCUAACUCAAGAUGCAGACUUGCUGCGGUUGUUGGAAUCUUUUGCAAGGGUCCAGGGCCAGCGGAAUAUGGACGCUGGUUGCCGGCAUACUGAAUCUGCUAUGGUACAUCUACCAAGCUGCCUCAAACACACGGUCGUCAAUUAGUUGGAACACUUUCCUGGGCAUUGCUCUGCUAGUAAUUUGGAUUAUUACUUCCAUCAUUUUGUUGGUCGGAUUAUCCCAGAGUAACCGUUACAUGUUCCUUCCUUGGCUCAUCGUGACUGGGUUAAUCUGCCUCUUUCAGUUAAUCACCCUCAUAUACUUCAUCAUUGUUGCUAUCGUGGCUCCAAUUUUCUGGAUAACUGUGGUUAUUGCAGCGAUAAUUCUGGCUCUAAAUAUCUACGCCAUGGUCUGUGUAUCUUUCUACUACCAGCAAUUAGUUGAUGGCGGCGUCCAACCAAAAGUGUAGAUCCGCACAGAAUGAGUAGGCGCCUUCCCAUUGGUAAAAAGAUAGGCCGUUUUUGUACGUGCAUGUAGUCUGAUUCAAUAACCGUUCCGUAAUGUUAUAUGUAGGUUUAGGCUAGAAUAGUUUUUAGACUUGGGUCAAAUUGUAAUCAUUUAAUGUACGCGUAGCAUUAUAGGUGAUUCAUGCCAAUUACACAAAGCCCUUGUCUUUUAUAGAGACUAAUUGAGAUAUUACCCAAGAACAUAUUGUAUUGUAUUGUAUAGAUGGUGAAGAAUGGGUUUAUGUUAAUAUUUUAGGCAUCUAUUGGCAUUUUUAUAUAUAGGAAAUAGGAAGAUUAGUUGUUUGGUAUUUUCAGUAUCUUAAUAGAUAAUUUGCUUACAAAGUAGACGAGAGAGAUUCAAUCUGUACGUUUCUAGCAGGUUGGUUCUUAUUGGACCAGAACUUGAAGUUUAUAAUCGGCGAAUAUGCGACGGGACCUUUUAAAAAUUAUAGAUUAGCAUUAUUUUUUUUUUUUAUAGAUAAUGUGCCUUAGUGCAGAAAAAUGUUUUAUUUUUUCAUGAUACAUAUAUUUUCUCAUAAUUUUUCUUAUCGCUUACAAAGGCAUAAUUAUACAUAUUGUGUUUUUGAUAAAAAUUUACAUCUGCUAUCCGUGAUGAGAACUUUUA